Molecule: messenger RNA, 692 nt
Organism: Spodoptera litura
Lineage: Eukaryota; Metazoa; Arthropoda; Insecta; Lepidoptera; Noctuidae
Biological process (GO): proton transmembrane transport
Cellular component (GO): plasma membrane proton-transporting V-type ATPase complex; proton-transporting V-type ATPase, V0 domain
Molecular function (GO): proton-transporting ATPase activity, rotational mechanism
Source: RefSeq, a predicted model, not a curated record
UUGAAGUGAAAGAAAUUUUUAAUUGACAGUUAAUCAUAUUAAGGAUUGAGAUCAAUUUUGCUGUGAGAAGCGAAAAUAACGAAAAGAGAAAUGCGGCGUCAGGAUGAUGAACCUACAACACAGCAGGCUGAUGAUACUACACUACCGCAGACUGACGAUACUACACUACCGCAGUCUGACGAUACUACACUACCGCAGGCUCAAGACACUACAGGAACUGGAACAGAUAGUAGUAGUGACGCCGCCAACGGUACAGGAAGUCCAGUAACAACAACACCCGCCCCACCGAAGCAUCCUCCCCAAACAUUCUAUGUACCAAUAUUCGUUCUAACUGCUGUUUUUGGUGCAAUGUUUAUCAUUGGACCACUUUUAGUCCGUAAAGGACCCAAUAGUGGAAUAACAAGAUGUUGUAUCAUGAUCUCUGCAUUCUGCAUGUGGAUAUUCUGGACAACUAUGUACAUAUCACAAAUGAAUCCUCUCAUGGGUCCACGCCUGCAUAACGCGUCGCUAGCCUGGCUGGGACAUAAAUGGGGUAAGAACCCGAAAUCUCUGGCCGCCCUGGAAGAAACACCAUAAUUUGGAUUACACCGGAACUCCAAAGUGAGACUUGUGUUACUCGGCACGCUAAUGCUAGCUGUAAAGCGCUUAAAUUCGAUUUUAUGACGUCGUCUGUCCCUAUUUAUAUAUUCAGG